UCUGGCUGAGCUGGCAGCCGAAGUUAAACUAAAGAAAGCAUGAGGGAAGAAAAGGCAGAUGGUUAGAAUGACAGCCUGAUGGUUAGAGGUUCAGUAUAAAGUCUCAUAACAACACGCUAAAAAAAAGAAGACAGACAAAGCAGAAAACAGGCGGAAGACAAAGCCGGUGUUGGUGGAGCUCGACAACCAUGAGCCACAACUUUCUCUGUGCUUUUCUCACCCUCGCCUUCCUGGAAUCAGGCAAAUCAAACAGUGAUGUGUCAAUCAGUCACCGCUUUACUGGAGAUAGCCAGAACAUUACCUGCGUCCUCUCGGGGGACGAAAACAUGACACAGAUCAACUGGGAAAUACUUCAUGGCCCAAACCACACUAAGCUGGGCACAUAUCAUCCUCAUUUCGGCAUACAUAUUAUGCAUAAUUAUAAGACUAAAGUGGAGAUCAAGGGCAGACAAUCUCCACGACCAUCAUCAUCAUCCCUUCUCAUUAAAAUAGCAUCAAACGACAGCGUGCAAAUCUGUUGCGCGUUCAUAACAUUUCCUUCAGGUAAACUGGAGCAGUGUGUGGAUAUCAGUAAGAACGAUGCCAGUAUCGAUACAUCUAAAAAAGAGUAUACUUACAUUCAACCAGAACGACAACUGGGAUUAUUUGGACUUUUGGGCGCAAUGAUUAUCGGAACUAUUCUUUGCCUUUUCAUCCUUAUCCUCCUAAUCUACUUGUGGAGAAAAUGCAAUUGUAAAAGGAUAAAGUCCUUUGAAAUACGAACAUAUAUGACAGACUCGCCGGCUGAGAGCGAGCAAUCUGUUGAUGCAGCAACUCCUCAAAGUGCUCCAAGCGGCUUUGACCCCUCAAAACUUUAUGCCAAGAUCAGAAAGGACCUUUUCUAUGGCCGCUUGUGGAAGUCUUAUCAAGGCCAGCCUAAACCAUAGACUUAAGGUGCCAUGACUGAUCAAGGACCUGUUUUUUUCAUCAAGGACUCUAAGAACAAUAGCAUAAAGAGGAUUGCAAUGUAUUAUUUAAUUCAGCAUUUUUAAAAAAUAAUUAUUGUUUCAAAGCAACUUUACAAAAGGUGCAAAUUAUUGCAUUACAAUCAAAUUCGGAAAAGGUUAUAAUAACUUUAUUAGUUACUAAUAACUUUAACUAUUUAACUAGUAAUUAAUAGCUUUACACUAGUAACUAAUAGCUUUUACCAGUAUAAUAAAUGUAUUAUACUGUAUAUAAACAUAGUUAACCUGCAGUUAUAAAGCAUAUACUGUAGGUAAUGUUCAUGUGUACAUGUUUAUGGAAGUGUAUUUGUGUAUUAUAUAAAGACAAUGAUUAAAUGUAUUGAUAAUUUAACUUUUAA
Molecule: messenger RNA, 1342 nt
Organism: Danio aesculapii
Lineage: Eukaryota; Metazoa; Chordata; Actinopteri; Cypriniformes; Danionidae
Product: immunoglobulin domain-containing protein
Exons: 5
Coding region: 189-926 (245 amino acids)
Biological process (GO): positive regulation of mast cell activation; positive regulation of type II interferon production; cytokine production
Cellular component (GO): external side of plasma membrane
Source: RefSeq, a predicted model, not a curated record